UGGGUCGAGGAGAGCUUCACCAACUUCGAGAAGGGAAUAAACUGGCGCUCUUAUGUCGUCUGCGACGUGGCCUACAACAACGUCAACAACUGGCUGUGGACGCCGUUCGUCGAGCGCGGUAACGCUAACCGCAUCUACAUCGAGAUCAAGUUCACCAUCCGGGAUUGUUCCCUCUUCCCAGGGAACGCGCUGUCCUGCAAGGAGACCUUCUCUCUCCUCUACUACGAGUUCGAUGCUGCCACCAGGGAGCCCCCGCCUUGGGAGCCGGAGUCCUACAAGCUCAUUGGUCGGAUUGCAGCCGGAGAGGGAAGGUUCAACACUAAUACUGAAGUGAUCAUUAACACGGAAGUAAAGUCGAUCCCUGUGACUAAAAAAGGGGUAUACUUCGCCUUCAGGGAUCAAGGAGCCUGCAUCUCCCUCCUAGCCAUAAAGGUAUACUACAUCACUUGCCCCGAGGUGACCAUCAACUUCGCCAAGUUCCCGACGACGCCCACAGGUCGGGAGGUGACCUUCAUCGAGCAGGCGACGGGUCGGUGCGUGGAGAACGCCGAAGAGAUCGACACCCCGACCUACCUCUGCAAGGGUGAUGGCAAGUGGUACCUCCCAGCUGGAGGCUGCAAGUGCAAGCCAGGAUUUGAGGCCGACAUUGAGAAGCAGUCUUGCAGUGUGUGCCCACCUGGAAAGUACAAGCACGCUACUGGCGAUGACCACUGCCAACCUUGUCCUCCGCACAGCAAGGCACCGGACUACGGAUUGUCUGAGUGUCGGUGCAACUCAGGAUUCUACAGGUCGCCUGAAGAUCCCAAGAGCAUGCCUUGCACACAACCCCCAUCUGCUCCUCAGAACCUUACUGUUAGCUUCAUGGAUCAGAGCACUGUCAGUCUUUCAUGGACAGCUCCUAGCUUUCUUGGUGGCCGAACUGAUAUUACUUACAGGAUACAGUGCGACAUCUGUGGCCAGGCAGUCACCUAUAGCCCACCUACUGAGAGUUUUGAUGAGACUAAAGUUACCAUCAGUGGCCUUAGCCCAGUUACUACUUACAAAUUUCAAGUAUAUUCAGUAAAUGGAGUCAGUUCAGUUUCUGGCAGCGAUGGAGAGUUUGUUGAAAUCACUGUAACUACAGAAGCUUCAGUCACUUCUGCCAUGGUACAUAAUGUUCGAGUGACAGCUGUAAAAGCUUCUGAAGUAUCUCUUGCUUGGGAUCCUCCGAUAUCACCUGACCCAGACUCAGAAGUUUUAGUUGAAACUUAUGAGGUACGCUGUUUCUCAAAACAAGAUAAGGAAGACAUGAAUGCUACAAGCAAGCUGACUAAAGAGCCAAAAGCUACUAUUACUGCACUUAAACAACGUACGGAAUAUGUGUUCCAAGUCAGAGCUAAAACAAACCAUGGCUGGGGAGAAUUCAGUCAACCUGUUACCAAGACAACUGGACAAGUUUUAGGAACCCCCUAUAUUGUCGAUGAAGACAACAUGCAAGUUCGUAUAAUUGCUGGAGCAACUGUUGCUGUUGUUGUACUUCUUGUUAUAAUAAUUAUUAUGACUGUAUUUUUCCUCAGAAGUCGUGGAAAUGAUGAAUGCAAUAAAAAACAACCCAGCGACUGUGAUACUUUAGAAUAUCGAAAUGGAGAAGUGCACUGCAAUUUGGAUAACCCUCCCAUUGUUACCACGCAUACGAAUGGCAUGACAACUCCACUUUUUACACAAGUUGGCUCAACUGCUUCUCGUACAUACAUUGAUCCCCAUACAUACGAAGAUCCUAAUCAGGCUGUCAAGGAAUUCGCAAGGGAAAUAGAUGCUUCAUAUAUAACCAUAGAAGCUAUUAUUGGUGGAGGAGAGUUUGGCGAUGUUUGCAGAGGUAAACUGAAACUUCCACCUGAUGGAAGAUCAGAAAUAGAUGUUGCCAUUAAAACUUUAAAACCAGGCUCUGCUGAUAAAGCAAGAAAUGACUUUUUGACUGAAGCCUCUAUAAUGGGGCAGUUUGAGCAUCCCAAUGUCAUUUUCUUGCAGGGUGUUGUAACUAAAAGUAAUCCUGUGAUGAUAAUAACCGAAUACAUGGAGAAUGGCUCUCUAGAUACAUUUCUCAGGGCUAAUGAUGGCAAAUUCCAAAUUGUACAGCUAGUUGGAAUGCUUCGUGGAAUAGCCUCUGGUAUGCAAUACCUAUCAGAAAUGAAUUAUGUCCAUCGAGACUUAGCAGCUAGAAAUGUUCUUGUAAAUGCCCAGCUUGUCUGCAAAAUUGCUGACUUUGGUCUUAGCAGGGAAAUUGAAAGCACGACCGAGGGUGCUUACACUACUAGGGGGGGCAAAAUUCCAGUUAGAUGGACAGCUCCAGAAGCUAUAGCUUUUAGGAAAUUCACAUCAGCGUCUGAUGUUUGGUCUUUUGGUAUAGUUUGUUGGGAAGUAAUGUCUUAUGGAGAGCGGCCAUACUGGAACUGGAGCAAUCAAGAUGUUAUAAAAUCCAUUGAAAAGGGUUAUAGGUUACCUGCCCCAAUGGACUGUCCCGAGGCCAUUUACCAACUGAUGCUUGACAAUUGGCAGAAGGAGAGGACACACAGGCCUACUUUUGGAUCAAUUGUGAAAACAUUAGAUAAACUUAUUAGGUGUCCGGAUACAUUGAGAAAAGUGGCCCAAAAUAGGGCUGGUAAUCCUUUGGCUCCUGAUGCCCCAGACUUGACUCAGUUCAUGACCGUCUCUGAUUGGCUAGCUUCUAUCAAGAUGUCCAGAUACUUGGAAAACUUCGAGAGAGCAGGAAUCACAUCGAUGGAGGGUGUUGUCAGGUUGACCGUGCAGGAGCUGACCAGUCUAGGAAUCACCCUCGUCGGUCACCAGAAAAAGAUCAUGAACAGUGUACAGGCCAUGAGGGCACAGAUUUCGGCCAAUCUUUCCGAGGGAUUCCUCGUAUAG
This is a messenger RNA of Nezara viridula (southern green stink bug), 2901 nucleotides long. Lineage: Eukaryota; Metazoa; Arthropoda; Insecta; Hemiptera; Pentatomidae. The record is from the annotation of a GenBank genome assembly.